Messenger RNA from Pollicipes pollicipes, 621 nucleotides. RefSeq lists its product as uncharacterized. The record is from RefSeq and is a predicted model, not a curated record. Bases 49 to 621 code for a protein of 190 amino acids. Lineage: Eukaryota; Metazoa; Arthropoda; Thecostraca; Pollicipedomorpha; Pollicipedidae. Gene Ontology annotation, molecular function: monooxygenase activity; oxidoreductase activity, acting on paired donors, with incorporation or reduction of molecular oxygen; iron ion binding. The transcript is spliced from 5 exons.
CGUGAACAAUAUGAACUACCGAACAGCAACAGGAAGACUGUAGACCAGAUGAAACCUGAGCUGGCAGGGGGCGCGCCGGCGGUGCGGCCGCCGGGCAGCGCGGGCCGCACCUUCCUCUCGGACCGCUCGCUCGAGCUGUGGCGGGACCCGGUGGGCUUCAUCGCGCGCGGCCUGCAGGAGCACGGCGGCCGGGCCUUCACCACGCGCCUGCUGCUGCGACCCACCGUUGUCCUGGGCGACAACACGGCCGUCCGACACCUGCUGGCCGACCCCGACACGUUCCAGUGUGGUCUAAGAGACCUUUUCCUGCCGCUGUUUGGUGAGAAUCUCGUCUUUAUGGACGGGCAGGAGGCGGAAAGCACACGCGCAAGACUCCAUGGACUGUUCAAUGCGGAAACGGCAUCAAACUACAAGGCGAUCAGCGGCCGUGUGAUCCAGGGCUGGGCGGAGGAGCUGGCUACCGACGCGCCGCUCAACCUGUACGCCGCCUUCAAACGGCUGGCCAUGGAUCUGAACCUGGCCGUGUUCCUGGGCCUGGAGCGGGCCGAGCGGCCCGAGCAGGUCACGGCCGUCACCGAGGUGGCCACCACACACUGGCACGGUAACGGCUACACCGUCUGA